CCCCCCCCCCCCCCCCAUCUCCCAGACUGUCUCCUCCAGAGAGAAUGACCACUGGUCCAGAUCAGCUCUACCGCCACCCUGCCGCUGUGUAAAUGACUCUUUGCCGAAAAGCCACCGUGCUCUGCCACCCCAUCGUUGCCAUGAAGAGCAGGUAUUCUCAGUACUAUAACCGGACCCUGAUCCAGGCCCACUAUGUGUUUGCCAAGAACAUGACCCUUAAGCAGGUUCAGGAGCGCAAGGACAAGCCCCAGCUCAGCUAUCUCAACAUCGUCUUCGUCAUAGUCUGCAGCAUAAUCAUCCUGGAGAACCUGCUGGUGCUCACCGCUGUGUUCCGCAACAAGAAGUUCCACUCUGCAAUGUUCUUCUUCAUCGGGAACCUGGCCUUCUCCGAUCUGCUGGCCGGCUCUGCCUAUAUUGCCAACAUCUUCUUAUCGGGUCCAAGGACCUUUGAGUUGUUUCCUGUGCAGUGGUUCAUCCGGGAGGGCACAGCCUUCAUCGCGCUGGCUGCCUCCGUCUUCAGCCUGCUGGCCAUCGCCAUUGAGCGCUACAUUGCCAUCACCAAAGUCAAGGUGUACGGCUCCAACAGGACAUGUCGUAUGUUCCUGCUGAUCGGGGCAUGCUGGGUAACAUCCAUCCUUCUAGGAGGCCUGCCCAUAAUCUGCUGGAACUGCAUCGACCACUUGCCUGAGUGCUCAGCCGUGCUGCCGCUUUACUCCAAGCAGUACAUCCUGUUCGUGGUCACCAUCUUCAGCAUCAUCCUGCUCUCCAUCGUCAUCCUCUACGUGCGUAUCUACCUGAUUGUGCGCUCCAGCCACCAGGAGGCCACCAACUCCGCCGCCUACGCCCUGUUGAAGACGGUCACCAUCGUUCUGGGCGUUUUCAUCGUGUGCUGGCUGCCCGCCUUCACCAUCCUCCUCCUGGACACCUCCUGCACCCGGGGAAAUUGCCCUGUCCUCUCCCAGGCGGAGAUAUUCUUCAGCGUGGCCACCCUCAACUCGGCACUCAAUCCAGUGAUCUACACGUUGCGCAGCAAAGACAUGAGAAAGGAGUUCCUGCGCGUGCUGUGCUGCUGGGGGCUGCUGACCAGCGGGCGCCCCGCCGACCGGUGCCUGGUGCCCCUCAAGAGCUCCAGCUCUCUGGAGCACUGCACCAACAAACAUGAACACCAAAGCACGCCCAUCAUGCAGGCAGAAUGCACCACCGGUGUCUGAACUCUGACUCAGGGCUAUUGUUAUGCAUUGGGUGUGUCUACAUGUGAAUGCAAAUGUGUGCUUGCAUUUUUUUUUGUGUUUGGGUGUCUGGGAGAGUGAUUGUGUGAGAGAGUGUGUGUGUGUGUGUGUGUGUGUGUGAAGCCAGAAGGAAGCGGGGCUGGGGACAGGUGAAGAGACUUAAAGAUGAAAGCACACCUGAGAUCCCACAUCAUCCCUCAUCUUCACGCCAAACCUGUGACACAGUGGACACUAUCUGUUUGUCUGUUUGGAGAGAUGUGCUAGCAGAGUAGACUCUCAAAUUACAAUCAUACCUGUGUGAAUACCUUUGUGAACACAAUUGUCAUUCAACAGAUUCACCACACAUAAGCGUGUAAUAAUACAAUCAUCCUUCAGUAAAUUCACUAUUAUUCAAUGAAUUUACAAUUGUUGUUGAAGCUGUUUUUAUAUAUAUAUACACACACACAUAUAUAUAUGUAUAUAUAUAUAUAUAUAUAUAUAUAUAUAUAUAUAUAUAUAUAUAGUAUGUUUAUAACAUCCCAUUUCUUAGGGGCGUUAGCUAUCACAGAGUGAAGUCACGAUCUGUGUUGAGGGAGUCUUGAGAGUAAUGAUACAUUAAUGUACUGCCUAUCCUUAUUCACAUGUAUGCAGACUCCUAUUGAAAUCCAAAUACGGACACCAAAUACAAAACACAUCCUGGUCAUGCCAAGUUGUUUGGGCGUUUUACAACCCCUGUACAUUGAAACGCUUUCAUAUAUUGCACUUUUGUAGACGUGUAACCGUUUUGUGAUUAAACCACAAAAGUAUCCUUGAGUGUGUAAAGUGUUUAUCCAUACCAACAGUACUCAUGGGCCAUUGCUAAUUUCGAAAUAUGGCAGCACUGAGGCAGUGUCUAGCCCUCAGUCAGUAUCAUGCAGGCCAAACCCCUAGAAGUAUCCCUUUAAAACGGGGCUAGACACUAUAUCCCCAUAUAUAAACAUACAUAGAUCCCUUUUAAUUAACUGCAAAACAAAAGUACUCUGCUAACGUAUAUUGCAUGACAUUCUAACUCCUUUGUAAGAACUAAUGUGUAUUGGUAUACUCCAGCAAGUUCAGCUUGAUUAUUAACACUCUCUCUCUCUGCUCACUUUGUAACUUGUUCCUCUCGCUUUUACUGUUGUCUUCUGUAACCUAACAGUUUCCUAAGAGGAAGGUCCAAUAAGAAAGCACAUUUCCUGAAGUGAGUUGGCACUGAUAAAUUUUACUCAAUGACAGCUGUCCAGCAGCCCAUAACCAACAAGUCUGUGGUCUUGACGAUGUUGCAGCUACGCGUGGGCAGUGUGCUUUCUGUUUUCAAUUGGGCUUGCUCCAUGGAAAUGUGGCUGAAUGUAAGUAUGAAGUGUAUGGAGCCCGACAGCUCUACCGUUGACAGUAUUACUGAUAAUUGAUUUGUCAUUGACAUACAAAGAGUGGGAUUAAACAGGGUUGGUCACUCUUUCUGAAGUCUUAAAACACCACCACCACAAAUAAUAGGACACGUUACCCCCAAGCCAUUCCAGGUAGAAGUGAAGAAAAACAGUACAGUCCUGUUUAACGCAGGAAGACAUAGGAUUAGUCCAGAGUAAACACGUCUGGUCUUCCCCAGCUCCACUAAUCCCUCUUCCCUUACAAAAACGAGAGCCGAUCCAGUUUCAAGAGGGGGUGGGUGGGGGGUCCCUUUCGCUCCUGGCGAGAGGUCAGCCUCUUUAUUUUCUGACCUACAUAAACUCUACUUCCUUUAGCCACAGGAAGUCCUGUGUUUCACUGAGCGGUUCCUGUUGAUCAAGAUGAACUUCUUCUGCCUUUGUCCAGACACACUCACUCACACUGGGCCACGCUUCUGGUAGUCAUCAUAUUUCCACACAGGUUCAUCCAGCCUGCAGUCUAAACAGACAUGGUCCCUUUUACAACUGUUUCACUUGAUAAUAAACUGCAUAUACAGUAUAUUCAAAAGCUUGACCAUCCCAUUUAAGAUAAUGAAAGCACUUCAAAGCGCUUCUUGAUGGCCCCACUCUCUCAUUGGUUUUGAAACAAGAGAUGUAAUUUAGCCUGUGUAAAGACACCUAUCACCUAAAAUGUGUUGCGUAACCCU
Esox lucius (northern pike) is the source of this 3318-nucleotide messenger RNA. RefSeq names its product sphingosine-1-phosphate receptor 2 (gene s1pr2). Bases 93 to 1211 code for a protein of 372 amino acids. The record is from RefSeq and is a predicted model, not a curated record. Gene Ontology annotation, biological process: sphingosine-1-phosphate receptor signaling pathway. Gene Ontology annotation, cellular component: membrane. The transcript has a single exon. Gene Ontology annotation, molecular function: sphingosine-1-phosphate receptor activity. Lineage: Eukaryota; Metazoa; Chordata; Actinopteri; Esociformes; Esocidae.